This is a messenger RNA of Lachancea meyersii CBS 8951, 2166 nucleotides long. NCBI's taxonomy places the organism in Eukaryota, Fungi, Ascomycota, Saccharomycetes, Saccharomycetales, Saccharomycetaceae. The record is from the annotation of a GenBank genome assembly.
AUGUCUGCCGAAUCGUCACCUUCGCGGCAGCUCAGCGAAAGUUUGGGCAAAUUCCAUAUAUCGUCGCCAAAGUUCAAACCAUAUGUGGAAAACGACGAUUUCAGAGACUCACAGUUCAAUUCGCAUGUGCAGGGCAUUGCCAGUGGGAAAAGCUAUGUGGGAAAGCUGGGAAACUGGUCGGUGAACUACGGAUCCGUUCAGCAACACGGACACAACAGCGAAAACGAAGAACCUCCACAAUGGAAACAAUACAUGCAGGGACAGGCAAGACUUGAAGAACCACGGAAAAAAGCCGGCAAAGGGUUCGAUCCCAGAGAUAAUUUGGUGGUCACAUCUUCUCUGAGCGAUAUCUCGCUUAUUCCCACCAAUACCUUCAAAAACCGCGCGACAAGAGUGCAAAACGUGGACUCGGAAGGCAGCGUGGCCCAGGAACGGGACUCGGCACUCGAAACCGAUAUAGAUCCAGCCAGAGAGGCAUUGGGGGUCUUCAACAACGUUUUGCGCCAUCAGAGAUCCAAUUUUUUCACAGAGGAACAAGUAGUCCAGCCCGAGAGGUCAGUCUCACAAGAAUACGAUUCCACAGGAUCAACCGGGUCAAGCUCUUCUUACGAGUCUUUUAAUCCGUCAUUGUCGCCUAGUACACGCCAGAGAGGUUCAGAACCUCCGGACUCGAGGUCCAACGCUCUGCCGAAGCAGCAACAGGUUUCUCCACGCAGACCACUAAAAUUGAUCACACCCGAAGAUGCAGGAAUGGUUUUCAACUACAAAGAGGGAGUGUGGGAUCAACCAUCAGCAACUGGCGAUGCUUCUACAAGCGGUGCUCACGAUGAUUCCACCCAGGAUAAGAUUGUAUCGUUCAAACUGCCACGCACAAGACCCGAGCAGUCCAUGAUGGACGACACUCCAUUAUCAACGCCCAAAGUUGAUCAAAAAUUUAGGAUCCAGGACUUCGUCUUGGAAGAACCACAAAGCCGAUCCACGUCGAGCAAAAGCGCAGCAACCCUUCGAAAUACAUUUUUAACGCCUGCAGACACAACCCGUAAUCUAGUAGACAAUGUCACUAGCGUAUCUGAGCUGGACACGUCGUUCCGCAUAUCCAAGAGCGCUGUGGUGUCUGCUCUGGUCGAUACUAUACCGCGCAAGGAAAUCUGGGAGCAUAUAUCGGAAUUAUCAUUGAAACAGAAACAGCUCGAGACUCUGGUGGGCCUUGCAGAUAUGACACCUCGGCUAGUGGACCUCGAUGUUUCCCACAACAAAAUGAAUUCUUUACAAGGAGCUCCGAGUAACCUCAUCACACUGUGCUGCGCUUUCAACCGCAUAGGCUCAUAUUGUCAACUGGACAACUUGACACACCUUGAAGAUUUGGAUAUGUCACAUAACCUAUUAUCCACUGAUCUAUCCCUUCUAGCAGGCUGUCUGCAUUUGCGCAAUGUGAACCUUUCCAAGAACAGUAUUUCCUCACUGCACGGUCUUGCUGAAACACGGGCAAGAAUUGAGACGCUUAACGUAUCUCGGAAUAGACUGAUAGGUCCACUUGACUUUGCAGAGCUGGUAUCAUUGGAGCCUCACAAACCGAAUUUUUUAUCGCACGUACGCGAACUCGAUCUCAGCGGCAAUAAAAUAACGACAGUGAGAAAUCUGGACCUUCUAAAAAAUCUGAAAGUACUGAAACUCGAUGGAAACCCUUUGGAGUCGCUCGAGGGCAAUACCGGUUGCAGUUUGAGGGUGCUAAGCUUAUCGGGAUGCACGGCUCUGCGAACGCUGGGGAGUUUCCCACACCUUAGAGUAUUGAGAGUUAGUGGCGAAAGCCUUCAGGCACAACAUUUGCCCGAGACACUGGAACAUUUUGAACUGGUGGGCCCUUCCUCAGGUAUGCUUUUGUGGGACAAUCUACCGCUCAUGCUUCGUAGGCUUCAAUUGACACGCCUGUGCAUAGAGGAGCUUCCUACGCAAUUAGCUACCCGCUGCACAGGCCUUCACACUUUGGUGCUGGCGGGAAAUGAGCUAAAGAGUCUAACACGCUUGGUGGAAAGGCUACCGGGGAACCUGCAGGUGCUGGACGUUCGCAAAAACCCGUUGACGCAUUUCCAGAGCGAUACAGAUCGCAAAACCAUGAUGGAGGCCAUGGCAUUGGCCUUGCCCGUGCUGAAAAAAGUAUAUCUGUAG